AUGUCGAGACGAAUGGACAUGCCGGAGCACAAGAAGCGAUCGGCUGCGGCAGACGUCGCGGACGCCGACGCCAGCAGUUUCCUCGACAACGCGCAGCGCUCAGUGGACUUCCUCUUCUCUCCAGUCGUCGUCUUACCAGGUGAUGACGUGACGUCUGCGCUCACGAAGACGACGCGUCGUGUCAAACUCGGCGCGGGACUGAAGCAGCUACCAGACGAUCGGAUCGUGUGCACGAACGCAGGCGUUCUUCGCUACCGCCCAGCCAAUCGCUACUGGGUUGAGUACACAUGCAAACGCUACGUUGCGUCAUUAGACGACGGCGUCAUUGGCGUCGUAACGGAUCGAAACGCCGACUUUUAUCGUGUAAACAUUGGAGCUGCUGCUAGCGCUGUCUUGGGCAUGCUGGCGUUUGAUGGGGCUACAAAGCGGAAUCGCCCCAAUCUCCGUCUUGGAUCUCUCGUCUAUGCUCGCGUGAACAAGGUGAACAAGAACGUGGAACCCGAAAUCACUUGCGAAGCUCCUCCGAGUGUGACCAAGAAAGAUUGGAUGACUGGCUUGGCCAUCUAUGGUGAGCUGAACGAUGGUUAUGUCUUCAAGACGUCUAUCGGGCUAGCGAAGUCGUUGCUGCACGACAAUUGCCAGGUGCUAGCGUCCCUGAGCAAGCGACUGGCUUUUGAGGUAGCUGUUGGAGUCAACGGUGUUGUGUGGGUCAACGCAAAAACAGCGAAGAACAUUACAAUAAUUUCCAACUCAAUCGUGAACUCCGAGACCAUGUCAUCCAGUGAGAUCAAUGCCAUGGUGACUCGGCUCACGGAAGAUGCUGAUGACGCUUGA
Peronospora matthiolae is the source of this 834-nucleotide messenger RNA. Lineage: Eukaryota; Oomycota; Peronosporomycetes; Peronosporales; Peronosporaceae. The record is from the annotation of a GenBank genome assembly.